CGGUGCGGUACAUCAAUAGCGGUAACACCUGUUUACGUUGAUGUUUAGAAUAUGGACGAUACUGAAUCGGAGCUGAAUAUUCCAGUGGAGGACUGGAAUGAACCUACUUCAGAGAAAGAGAAAAGUCAUAGCAGUAUUAAAUCCACCAGUUUGCUCCAUGUUCCUCCCCCUGAACGAUAUUCUAAAGAAAAUGGAUUUCAUAUUUCCACGAGACUAUCCCUGAAUGCUAUUAGAGAUGCUUUGCUGCAUCAUCGCUGGCAAGAGGCUGCACAGUAUAUGUCAACUUACACUGAAACACUGGAAGACUCCUCAAUCCGCAAGCAGUUACUAGCUUGUGAGAUUAUUUGGAGACUUGGUACCGUGAUCCUACAGCAUCAUCCAAACAGCCAAUUUGAGGAUUUCAAUGCUUUGUAUGAACAUAUGAAGAAUGCUGGAGUGAAAAAUUAUUCCAAGAUUUGUUUGGAGCACGCUUUCUAUCUUUUGUUGAAUGGCCAUAUUGAAGAUGCCAAGCAACGCCUAUCCGUUGCAGCAAGCUGGAGAUAUGGCAAACAGUCUGCAGGUCAAUCUCUGGGUCUGAAGCUUAUCCAUGCAUACGCUGGCCUUCUAGAUUACUUGACCUGGUCUGCAAAGAGGUCCUCUGUCUCUGAAGCAGAGGAUUCCGGUACUACCACAGAGAUGCACAGCUACUUCAGACAAGCCUUAGUGACCCUGCAGGAGAUCAUCAAACAGCCAGGCAUUUGGGACCCUUUUGUACUGAGUUGCAUAGAUAUGAUGGAGUUCUACAAUGAUGAAGAAGGAGCUCUGAAGCUGCUUGAGAGCUAUGCUUAUGACAAGGAUUUUCCUUCAAACCCCAACGCUCAUGUUUACUUGUACCAACAUCUAAAGAAGCACGGGGCUCCACCAGCCAAACUCAUCAAAACUCUAAAGGUCCUGCAAUAUUUAGUCCCCAGUCAUGAGCUGAUGCUGGAGUAUUGCUCUCUGUUGCUGAACUCAGAAAACAAGGAAGAUCAGCAGGAGGCUCUUAGUGUUGUUAUGAAUCUUCUCGAGUAUGCUGGCUCGAAGACUGAUCUUAAUGCAUGGAGAUGUCUUUUGAAGAUUUUAAAGUGCCUCAAAAAUAAAUGUCAUAAAGAUGUUAUCAGGGAGGAGUGGGCGAAACGGAAAGACCUGUGGCUUGCUCUGUUUUACAAAAACUACCAUGGCAAAAAAGAUUCUAAAGAGAAUGUUCAACUUCUCCAUGUUAAAUCUGAAGUAAUUAAAGUCUUUGGUGUAUACAACAGAAGAUACACCUAUAUACAUGAUCUAGACGAAAAGAAGAAAAGUGAAAAAAUCAUGACGAAGUCAAGAAGUAAGAAAAAGCCUGCAAAAAGGUGAAAAGGGUGUUUGAAAUAAUGAUUUUAUUGUGGAAAUGUAUUACCAAUCUUCUUGUACCACUGGAUUUUAAGAACUUUCCAUGAGUAAUGCUGAUAUGUACAUGGAUCUGUAUGUGGAUAUGGAGGUGUAUUUAGGUUUUACAUGUUCAAGCCAUUCCAAAUCACUUUGCUCUUUUGUAUGCACUGAUUAUAUUAGUGUUUUAGUUAAAAUACAGCAAAAAAGUACAAAAUUUAGGCUUAUCUUAAAUGAACCUGCUUACAUUUUACUUUUUGUGUAUACAUAUAAUGUUGCUUUUAAACUUUUGGCAUGUAAAUAUAUUUUAGAAAGUACAUUUGCAAGCAAAAUAAAGAUUCUUGCGGGUU
Molecule: messenger RNA, 1733 nt
Organism: Trichomycterus rosablanca
Lineage: Eukaryota; Metazoa; Chordata; Actinopteri; Siluriformes; Trichomycteridae
Gene: taf1a
Product: TATA box binding protein (TBP)-associated factor, RNA polymerase I, A
Exons: 10
Coding region: 52-1371 (439 amino acids)
Biological process (GO): transcription by RNA polymerase I
Cellular component (GO): RNA polymerase I transcription regulator complex
Source: RefSeq, a predicted model, not a curated record